AUGAAUCGCAUGGUUCCGGACUUCCAGCACGGCAACGAGCCCCACGCCUCCUCCGCCGCCGCCAAUCUCCGCCGUAAAGCAUUCACCUGCCACGAAGACGAAUUGAUGGAGUUAAUCUGGCAAACCGGCUUGAUGACCCAUCCGGUAGAUCGCUCCGCCGCGGAGGUGGCCUUUUGUGGCUCCUCAAGCGCCGUUGGCGGUGGUUGGGCGGACGCGGCCAGCCGACUGUUCAUGGAGGAUGACGAAAUGGCUUCGUGGCUGAACUGCCAGAUCGGGAACGCGGAGAGCGGAGGCGGCGACCUCGAAGCGAUGAUGGCGAAUCAGGAGAUGACGGUGGUGACGCCGGGCGAGACUCCUGUGGCGGGGUCGACGGCGAUGGGGUCGAGCGAGACUCCGGAAACCGUCGUGAUCGUGGAAGACGACCAGCCACGGGGGUCCGCGUCGUCGUCGGGGACGGCGGAGCGCAAGCGGAAGAAGGUGAGUGCGGCGCGGGAGGAAGAGACGGACCGCCAGGUUGAGCAGGGUGAUGAAUUUAAAUCCGGUGAAAGAAGGAAAGACCGCCCUACACGAUACAGACCAGUGAGAAAGCUACGUGCCGCAGAGAUCCACAAUCUCUCUGAGAGGAGGCGUCGGGAUAGGAUCAAUGCGAAGAUGAAGGCUUUGCAGGAACUCAUACCCAGAUGCAACAAGUCAGACAAAGCUUCGACGUUAGAUGAGGCCAUUGAAUAUAUGAAAUCUCUUCAACUCCAAGUCCAGAUGAUGUCCAUGGGAUGCAACCCUGGCGCUGUGAUGUUUCCGGGCGUUCAAACAUACAUGCCCCCCAUGGGAAUGGGCAUGCACAUGGGACUGGGCAUGGGGAUGGGCAUGGGGAUGGGUCUGGGGAUGAGAAUGGGAACUGACAUGGCUGGUGGCAAUAUACCCCGUCCAAUACUGCCAUUUGGACCCAUCCCUUGCCCGCCAGUUACUGCACAUCCACCAGUUCAAUUCGGCCCAAGACCAACAUGCACAACACCAUUAAUGCCAUCGUUCCAUCCAUCGCCUGCUAUGCCAAUUGCUGAUCAAGCCAGAUUCGAAGCGAUCAAUCAGCAAAAUCAUCUGUCCGAGACACUUAACAUACGAAGCCCAAAUAUGGGUCAAAUGCCACAUGUUGCUGAUCCUUUUCAUCAUUUUCUUAACCUUCAAUGCCCUCUAGUGCAAUCCCAGAGUCAAGUGCUGGAUGAAGCUGGAACCAGCAACAGGAAUGGGAACGUCGAAGGCAACAAUGGGUAUGCUACUGCAGAACUUGUUAAAGAUUUUGUGCUUGAGAAUAUAGGCUGCAUAUAUGCUGUGGUCUUUUUGUUAUAG
This is a messenger RNA of Musa acuminata AAA Group (dessert banana), 1344 nucleotides long. RefSeq names its product transcription factor PIF1-like. NCBI's taxonomy places the organism in Eukaryota, Viridiplantae, Streptophyta, Magnoliopsida, Zingiberales, Musaceae. Gene Ontology annotation, molecular function: protein dimerization activity. The record is from RefSeq and is a predicted model, not a curated record. Bases 1 to 1344 code for a protein of 447 amino acids. Gene Ontology annotation, cellular component: nucleus. The transcript is spliced from 8 exons.